This is a messenger RNA of Paramacrobiotus metropolitanus, 2297 nucleotides long. RefSeq lists its product as uncharacterized. The record is from RefSeq and is a predicted model, not a curated record. Bases 258 to 1448 code for a protein of 396 amino acids. Gene Ontology annotation, biological process: G protein-coupled receptor signaling pathway. Lineage: Eukaryota; Metazoa; Tardigrada; Eutardigrada; Parachela; Macrobiotidae. Gene Ontology annotation, molecular function: G protein-coupled receptor activity. The transcript is spliced from 5 exons. Gene Ontology annotation, cellular component: plasma membrane.
UUGUUGCAACUGCGGCCGCGAUUCCGUUAAUUGACUUCAUAUUUUCUGUAAUUCUUUCUGACUAUCUGCGUUCUCUACCCUGACUGACAGUCUUGACAGAAUCUAAUUUUGCACUUUAAUUAACAUCUCAAGACUCAAGUGGAAAGCACACCCGUACUGCAGUGUUUCGAUACAGUACUCCAUUAAUAAUAAUCCGGUCCUUAUUAAACUGCCACAAUUAUCGGCCGCGAUAUUUGGAGCGCAGGGAAGUCUCUGAUAUGCAGGAUACUGUCGAUCCCAUCGUAACAACGGAACCCGCUUUGUCGCCGUCCACCGCCUGUGGAUGGCCGGACCGCAACGAAUCCAUCGUCUUCAACAAUCCCGACGUGAUCUACGCGGACCAGGUGCUGCGUCCGUUGUGGAUGUUUCUGUGUACGACAGGCAAUGUGCUGAACAUCGCGCUCCUGCACAGUAUUCACACCUACCAGACGGUCUUCCUCGUCGGGCUGGCAUGGUUCGAUCUGACCUGCAUGUGGGCGUGGUUCAGUUUGUAUAUCGGGGGAUUCAUUUGGAGAGGUGACGCACUUCCCACUUUCAUCCGCGUUCUGGCCGCUGUCGGCAACACGAUAGCACAAUGCUCGGAUUGGACUCUGCUGGCCUUCAGUUUUACCCGCGUACUCUGCACCAUAUUCCCCUUGAAAGCCAGAUCGUGGUUCACCAUAGGCCGCGCUCGGAUUAUUCUCGUGGUCAUCCUCGUCCUGUCAACGGCCACCUGGCUCUUUGACUUAGUAUCCUCCGUGGCAUUCCCGACUAAUCUGACGGAGCACUGGCAGAUUGAGUGGCUUAAUGUUCACAUUAAGGGAACGGCGGUUACCGAACUAGUCACCUUUUUCGCCAUUUUUGCAUCAAACAUCUUCGUUAUCAUCUUCCUGAAAAUCCAGCAAAUCCAGCGACGAAACCGUCUGGGAAACCCUACGGAAAACCGGCCGAUAUUUCGGCGACGGCAGACAGCCGAUCGCGAGGAGCAUGGCAAGCAACCCAACGGUCACCAUCGCACCUUCUCCAUCCGCUCCCAUGUGAAGAAAUCCCAGACCACCGCUACCGUCCGCAUGUUAACCGCCUCGACUUUUCUGUACAUUCUCACCAAGAGCCCGGUGGUGGUCUACCAGAUCAUGGAGAAGAUGUGCGUGGCACGGAUGACGGAUUACCAGUAUUCCAUCUUCGCCGGCGUGUACAACCAGAGUAUAUUUGCCGGGUAUUCCAUACAGUUUAUCCUGUAUUGUGCGGUUAAUCCGCCCUACUUGAAACGGGCGCUACAUGUGUUGUUGUAUUGUGAAGUACCGCCACCGGCCAGUUCGCCGGCAGGGUCACACCUCCAGUCCACGUCCAGUGGGCGCAGCCUGCGGCGGAAUUCGUCGCACAAAGCUCCAGAGCCGGCGCACAAAGCUCCAGAACCGGUGGGGAUUUAAAUUGAUGAAGAUUCAGGAGUUCGGAAGUUGUCGAAUAUGUAGCUGCGGGAAAUAUGCUUCGCUAACAGAACGCUUAAGUAUUUAUUUUUGGGGAUUGGUAGUUAAACCGUACUUUAGUGGUGUUACUGCAACUAUUAAAAACGGAGCUGCCCACAGCCCAGAGCCUACGGACGCCGAUAGACGACAUCGUCACACGGAAAGGAACUACAUUUGUUCCUGUUCCCGUAUCAGCGACUUACACAGCAUCCUUAACAUAAAGCAAAGAUAACCGAAAUAAUACAGCUCCUCCUGGUUGACUGCAAAAUUUGCUAUUCACCUUUUCGAGCUCUAGCUGUGUGGGCUGGAAAGGAUGGAAGGUCGACUAAAGCAGCUAUGGUUGCGAUUAUCAGAUUCCAGAAAUUAAGCCUCACUUGCGAGGUUUAUACGCAUACAGAUACCCAACUUACGGCUGAACGAUACGGGUGGUUAGCAGCUAUUUUUGUAUAAAAGGGGCUGAUAGAUGCUGAGGCAAGCAUUCCCUGUAUUUGCUGCCGUCACCCGGCUGGAGUACGUUGUGGCUCAACAUGGUGUGUAGCCACAACGUUUAACAUGGUGCCCCUGAAUUUACCGUAAGUACUGCCGCAAUGUUACACUUCAGCCGGGUGACGGCAGCAAGUACAGGGAGUGCUUGUCUCCACUACUGACACCCCCUUUAAGCUCGAUUGCUUUUGAAUACCCGGAAGGUAGUGGUAUUUUAUUUUAUGAAAAAAAUCCCUAAUGGGCUGGAUUUCUACGGACAUGCAAGUUUGGGUUUCAUCAACAGCAACUUGCAAGUAAACGUCCUCCGGAUGAUAGUGACGAUUUAUUAAA